ACUCUUUGCUGUAAAUAAUCAUGAAUGCUAGGGAACCUUGCUUUAUUUAAACUCUCUGUCACUAACGGUUGUAACCCAGACGAACAACCCAGAGACAGCAACCAUGAUCGGUGCCGGCGACGGCGACGGCGAUGACAGUUGUCUCCACCAAAAUAUUGCACAUCUUCCCUUGUCUUCCUCCCAGAUCACACAUGUCAGCUACAGCUGUGGAACUUGUGGGUAUGAAUUGAAUCUGAACUCUGAUAACCGCAACACACCAACCAUCUCUUCCAACUACCAUAAGUUGAUAAAAAGAGGGACAAUCUCAUUCUUCUGUAUCGACGAAAGCAGAUUCAAACAGACCGAAAAACGCCAAUGCAGACCUUACUUCACCUCCAAGAGUUCGUGGGGUUUGUUCCGCCGGAGAACCAAGCUUCUUUGCCGCAAAUGUGGAAACCAUAUUGGCAACUCUUACAAGGUGAAUACAUCUUCCAGUUCUCUCACAUUGGGUAAAUUAUACUCUAUCACCUGGGAUGGAAUAUCUGAUUGUAGAAUUUAUGACAUAAAGAUUCGUGCUCUGCAACCUUCGGUUUCCGAAAAGAUAAGUGUCUCGGCAAAAUGCCGAUAGGGAUAUUGAUGAAUUUGGUUUGAUUCCAUUGUCAAAGAAAGAAGAUUUACUCCUGUUUUUUACCAUUAUUUUAUGAUCACUUGUAAUUUAAUGAGAUUAAGUGGGAAAAAGAUGAAGAUCUGUUUUCUGAAUUUGGAUCCUAUUUCUGCAUUUUGGUUACCCUGCGUUUGAUCAAGUACUUGUUACCACAUUAUGUAUUAUCACUGUGUAUCUUCCCUGGAAAUAAAAGAGGUUAAUAUGAUUCUUUCAA
Messenger RNA from Ziziphus jujuba (common jujube), 857 nucleotides. RefSeq lists its product as uncharacterized. The transcript has 2 exons. The record is from RefSeq and is a predicted model, not a curated record. Lineage: Eukaryota; Viridiplantae; Streptophyta; Magnoliopsida; Rosales; Rhamnaceae. Bases 104 to 607 code for a protein of 167 amino acids.